This is a messenger RNA of Nannizzia gypsea CBS 118893, 1077 nucleotides long. RefSeq lists its product as hypothetical. The transcript is spliced from 2 exons. The record is from RefSeq and is a predicted model, not a curated record. The coding region runs from base 1 to 1077 and encodes 358 amino acids. Lineage: Eukaryota; Fungi; Ascomycota; Eurotiomycetes; Onygenales; Arthrodermataceae. Gene Ontology annotation, cellular component: nucleus; cytoplasm.
AUGGCAGAAGAAACCGGUGCAAAGAGACUAAAGUCGCCCCCCCUGAUCGGCACCCACAACGGCCACUUCCAUGCCGAUGAAGCGCUUGCUGUCUAUCUUCUCCGCCUGCUACCAGCCUACUCGACAUCCCCCCUCAUUCGAACCCGCGAUCCGGCUCAAUUAGCCACCUGUCACACUGUUGUUGACGUGGGAGGGGUGUACGAUCCCUCCCAGAACCGAUAUGACCACCAUCAACGAUCUUUUGAUACAACAUUCCCACAGCACCAGACCAAGCUGUCUUCUGCUGGAUUAGUAUACAUGCACUUUGGUAAAGCAAUAGUAGCCCAGCAUAUGGGGCUCUCCACCGACCACCAGGACGUCAACACUAUUUACGAGAAGCUUUACGCAGAUUUCAUUGAAGCACUUGAUGCACACGACAAUGGAAUAUCUGUCUACUGCCCCAAGACCAUAUCCAAUGCGGGCCUAGAGAAACGAUUCCGAGACGGCGGAAUCAACCUUGGUUCGUUAAUUGGUGAUAUGAAUCUCUGUGGGCCAGGUGAGAAACUAGACGAAGACACACUUUUCGCUAGGGCCAGCACUUUCAUCGGAGAGACCUUUUCGAGGAAGCUUCAUGCCGCCAGUAGCAAAUGGUUGCCGGCUCGCGCCACGGUCUCACAGUCUUAUCACUCUCGCUUGGAAGUUCACCCUUCGGGAAAGAUAUUACUUUUAGAGAGUUCGGGAAUCCCAUGGAAAGAACAUUUGUACCGCUUGGAGGAAGAGGCCAGCAAUUCAGCUACAGAAAAUGUGAAUAAUGAAGUCUUCUAUGUCAUAUACCCAGAGUCAAAGGCCGAGGAUACCAACUGGCGCGUUCAGUGUGUUCCAGUUAGUGAGAGCAGUUUCGAAUCCAGAAAAGCACUGCCAGAAACAUGGCGUGGUGCGCGGGACUCAGAGCUUGAUAAGAUUAUAGCUAAGGAGAUGGAAGAAAAACAGCGAGAAGAGAUACCUGAGGGAGCUAUUUUUGUCCAUGCUAGUGGCUUUAUUGGAGGACACAAAAACAAGACAGGGGCUCUUGCGAUGGCCUUAGAAGGCCUUAACUAG